This is a messenger RNA of Habropoda laboriosa, 1374 nucleotides long. Its product is annotated as FK506-binding protein 5-like. The transcript is spliced from 7 exons. The record is from RefSeq and is a predicted model, not a curated record. Lineage: Eukaryota; Metazoa; Arthropoda; Insecta; Hymenoptera; Apidae. The coding region runs from base 1 to 1374 and encodes 457 amino acids. Gene Ontology annotation, cellular component: axoneme; ciliary basal body. Gene Ontology annotation, biological process: cilium assembly.
AUGGCGACGCCCGCGCAGGAACGAAAGGGAACAUUCGAGAGGAUAAUAGAAACUGGGAUCAACGUUCAGACACCUGCGUUGAAAUUCGAGAUGAGCGUUUUCGAUGCCGAUAUCGACGACUUCGACGAUUUCUCGCGUGAGAGGGAGGAGGAAGAGGAAGAAGAAGCUGAAGAGGAGUUGGGAGAAUGGAAGAAGUUGGCGGACGAAGUGUCUACCGUGUGGGAAGAUAGCACUGCUAGGAGUGACGAAGGUGAAAAGUUUGAGGUGUUUCACGAGGAUGACGAAGAAGUAGGUGAAGAGGAGAGGGAGGAGGAGGAGGAGGAGGAGGAAGAAGAGAUACCACUUUCCUCGACGAUUUCUAGCGCGGAAAAGUUGGAAGAGGAAGAGCGACAGAUAGAGGAAUCCGAUCACGUGCUCCCCGAGAUACCUGCAGAGGUUUCGGCUGACCGUGAAGCGAUUAUUAACAGGCUGAAGGAGUUGCACUCCGAAUUGGCCGAGUUGCGAAGGAAGAAUAAAAUGCUGGAGGUCUGGGUCUCUCGAAUAAUGAAAAAGAGCCAGCAAAGAAUGACACCCUCAGAUCCCACCAAAACCGCCGAACAGAUGGAAGAAGUCUACAGAGAAGCGCUGCGAGACUACAAAAUACAGGUCGACGAGAUACUGAGUCAGCAAGCAGAGCUGACGUUCGAAUUACAGACUUACACUCGAAAGGUUCAGACGAGCAAGGAGGAGGACUAUCAAAUCUUCCAAGGAUUUCUAGAUCGCGAGAAAGAGGUAUCGAUCGAUCUGGUCUACGCGAAAACGGGCAAAAGAAUCACCGAGAAGAUGAUGAACAACGUGAUACGUCGUCAGAACACGCGACGCGAAGUUUUAGCGCGAGAUCGUCGGAACUACAUACUUCUUCAGCAUCGUCUCGAAGAUUUGAACACGAGACUGAGAAUAGCGGAAACCUUGGGGGAAGGAAUGACUGCUAUGGAUUACGAGGCUCUUCAUAUCGCUAAUAUCGGAUACAAGGAUAGAUUGGACGAGAGAGAUCGGGAAUUGGAGAAACUUCGAAUUAAAAUCGCGGAGACGGUGAAUGGAGUGGCUCAGUACAAAGAGAAAGAGGUGUGUAUCUCGCAGGAUAUAGAAUUCGAAGAGGGCAAUCUGGAGGAGUACACCGAGGUAAACACCAAGAUUCGAGAACGAUUGAACAAAGUUCACGUGGCGUUGAACGAGGUACGGGACACCAUGAACGAGAAGAGAAUCGAAGCUGGAUUGCUCGUUUGCAGCCAAGAGCUGAGGGAGAUGGAGAAAAUGAUGAGGAUGAGGGACGAUCUGUUGACGAAGAUCGAGGAGAUCCAACGCGAGAUUCAACGGUAUCAGCCAGCGAAAUAG